GGUCGAAUCCUCAUCCUCACAGAGACAACAGCAGGUCGUUUACCUGCUGAGCCACAGUGGGAACUCCAAGAAACAAUUAUUUUUGAAAUGGGCUUAUCUGCUCCAAGAUUGUCUUCACAUUGUAACUUCCAUUUUUAUUUGAAGAGUACUAUACAGGAAUCAUAUCCAGUCUUUCUAUUCUGAGCAAGAUUCCUCAGUCAGAGGUGGUAAUCAAGUAUUCAUAUGCUGUAUUUCAAGCAACUGAAGAGGAUAGAAGCAUAUUUAAAUUUUAUGUAUAAAUACACAUACACUUAAAAUGGAACAUGAACGAUAGAAUGAAAAUGAUUUGGGAACUGAACCUCAAACCUGCAUAUACAGCAGUUAAAAGCCAAGCCAACAAGAAGCUACAGGAACAUCCUUUGAUGAGUUUUUGUAUGGCAGAGAACAAGAUAAUGCAUUAAGGAGUCUAAUAAUCAAUGGAUAAAGUGGGGAAAAUGUGGAAUAACUUCAAAUACAGGUGUCAGAAUCUCUUCAGUCAUGAGGGAGGAAGCCGUAGUGAAAAUGUGGACAUGAACUCCAACAGAUACUUGUCUGUCAAAGAGAAAAACAUCAGUAUAGGAGACUCAGCUCCUCAGCAACAAAGCAGUCCCUUAAGAGAAAAUGUUGCCUUACAGCUGGGGUUAAGCCCUUCAAAGAAUGCUUCAAGGAGAAACCAAAACUGUGCCACUGAAAUUCCUCAGAUUGUCGAAAUAAGCAUUGAAAAGGAUAAUGACUCAAGUGUCACCCCAGGAACAAGACUUGCAAGAAGAGAUUCUUACUCACGACAUGCUCCAUGGGGUGGGAAGAAGAAACAUUCCUGUUCUACAAAGACACAGAGUUCACUGGACACUGAUAAGAAGUUUGGUCGAACUCGAAGUGGCCUUCCAAGGAGAGAGAGGCGCUACGGCGUGAGCUCCAUGCACGACAUGGACGGCGUUGCCAGCAGAACCGUAGGAAGUCGCUCUCUGAGACAGAGGUUGCAGGAUACGGUGGGCUUGUGUUUUCCCAUGAGAACUUACAACAAGCAGUCAAAGCCCCUCUUUUCUAAUAAAAGAAAAAUACACCUUUCUGAGUUAAUGCUUGAGAAAUGCCCCUUUCCUGCCGGCUCAGAUUUGGCCCAAAAAUGGCAUUUGAUUAAACAGCAUACUGCCCCUGUGAGCCCACAUUCAACAUUUUUUGAUACAUUUGAUCCAUCCUUGGUUUCUACAGAAGAUGAAGAAGAUAGGCUUCGAGAGAGAAGGCGACUUAGUAUCGAAGAAGGGGUGGACCCCCCUCCCAACGCACAAAUACAUACAUUCGAAGCCACUGCGCAGGUUAACCCGUUAUAUAAACUGGGACCAAAGUUAGCUCCUGGAAUGACUGAAAUAAAUGGGGACAGUUCUGCAAUUCCGCAAGCUAAUUGUGACUUAGAAGAGGACACAACCACGCUGUGUUUGCAGUCUCGGAGGCAGAAGCAACGUCAGGUAUCUGGAGACAGCCAUGCCCACGUUAGCAGACAGGGAGCUUGGAAAGUCCACACACAGAUCGACUACAUACACUGCCUCGUGCCAGAUCUGCUCCAGAUCACAGGUAAUCCCUGUUACUGGGGAGUGAUGGACCGUUACGAAGCAGAAGCCCUUCUCGAAGGGAAACCUGAAGGUACAUUUUUGCUCAGGGACUCUGCACAGGAGGACUACCUCUUCUCCGUGAGCUUCCGUCGCUACAACAGAUCCCUGCAUGCCCGAAUUGAACAGUGGAAUCACAACUUUAGUUUCGACGCUCACGACCCGUGUGUGUUUCACUCCUCCACUGUAACAGGACUUUUGGAACAUUACAAAGACCCCAGUUCUUGCAUGUUUUUUGAACCAUUGCUUACGAUAUCACUCAAUAGGACUUUCCCUUUCAGCCUGCAGUACAUCUGCCGCGCAGUCAUCUGCAGAUGCACAACGUAUGAUGGAAUCGAUGGGCUCCCGUUACCGUCCAUGUUACAGGAUUUUUUAAAAGAGUAUCAUUAUAAACAAAAAGUUAGAGUUCGCUGGCUAGAACGAGAACCAGUCAAGGCAAAGUAAACCCUCCUGCCCCCAAAGGGCUUUAACACGAUUUGCUUUUAUGUGCAUCAGGCAGUACACGUAUAGCAAGCACACAUAUCAGUGUUAGGUUUUUUCCAGUACAGUAUGUAAGCUUAGUGUUAGUACCUGUCAGAUGCGAUCUGCUGUUACUUACUCAGACAAACGUGGUGCCUAUUGAGACAACAGAGAAUAGCGCUACAGGUGUUCAGUAAGGCCACAGAAACAUUUUGCCGAUUUAGCUGACGGUUUGGUGGUAGUAACUGAGUGAAGCAACUCUGGGGCAUUUGCUAUGAAGAAUUCUAUUUCUUACUGAAGAACAAAUUAUUAAUAUUGGAUGAGUAUUUCAACAGUGUGACUAAUGUUUGAAAUUAUUAUUUUUUCUAAGAAUUUUUCUAUAACCUUCCAAAAGUAGUGAUGUUUGUAGUUACUAUAAAUCAAGCUUUGGAAGUCCAAAAAAUAAAGACUGCUUUCCUUUUAGGAAAAAAAGAUGCAAUUUUCUGGCCACAAGGGCAUAGUGCAGUUCACUUAAGUGUUGAUAUAGUUUAUAGUCAGGCUCCUUUUCUCUUCUGCAAAAGGUACUGUUAAGUAAACCAGGUUUUCUAAAUAGUAGUUCUUAAAAUUUCAGACUUAUAAAGUGGGUAGUAGAAUUUUAUUUAAGGCCUUAGGUAUUAAUUUUUUAAUGAGUGCUUUAACUUAAAACAUUGGGAAUAGCUGCUGCAAGGUAGGCCGGUGUGUGGUUUGUUUUAAGUUGACAUGUGCAGUCCAUUGCUGAUUCAUUAAAGUUGGAUCUUUUUCUGUGCCCGUGAUGAGUUUGUGAACCAUGAAGAAAAUGAGACUAGAAGAUACCCAAACAAGUCAGAUAAUACUAACUACAGUGAUUGCUGAUUGUUGAGAUGAUCGUCAAACUGUAGUUCAUAAUUUGGAUGGCAGUAUUUAUCUCUUUGUUGUAAACUCUCAUAGCUAAAUUGCUUAAGUACAAGUUAGAGAAUUUCAGUGCAGUUAUUUCUUAACGGAAAAUCUGAAACCUAAAUUGCUGAUUUAAAAGGUACUGUACAACCAUUAUAUCUGUAAAUAACUUUACUUAGCACCUUUCUGUCACUUAGAAUAGUAUGCAAUACUACUUGAGUGAGCUAUUUUGAAAGUAAUAUCAAGUUCUAGUGUUUGCUUCUUAGUAUUGAACUGAAGUUACAGUUCCGUCCUAGACACUUUGCACUAAAGUAGUCGAAUCCAUCCUUGUGUCUUUUUGUUAAUGUGCUCUGUAUCACUGGUGAGUGCUCCUUAGUUUCCUUACCUGCUGCUACAGAAAGUUCUUUUACAUCCCAAUGGCUAUCGCCAAGGCUUCAAAGAAGAAAAGCUAUAUUUGUAUGCAACACUAACCCUUUGACUGCUAAUGUAUGUUUCUGCUUGCCGUGCCUUGUUAUGGCUGCUUUUUUGUGCUAAUAAAGUAUGUUUGGUGUUCUCCUUGUACAUCUGCUGUUUUAUACAUUUGCAACAAUUUCUCUUGUAAAUGGAAUGGUUUGGGGUUUUUCAAUAAGCAUUACCUGACAACCGACUAUAGUUAAUGCAGAAUUACUGAACAGUCUAAUACUGACUUAUUCUGAGUAAGCGAACUCUAAAUUUAAUUCUAUACACCUUCCCAAUCAUAAUCACAUAUACUGUGGAACAGUAAUGCAAAUCCAUGUAUAGUUUAGAUGGUAACAGAAAAGGAACAGAGAAAUAUUAAGCCUAUUGAUUUCUCUGCUUCUAAAUGAAAGAUUGAAAUUAUCAAUGAUGUUAUAAUGUGAGUAUCUAUAACUUCCCACUGCAUCAGAAACAAGUUAAAUGAAGUCUUGUGAACUAAUAAUACAUCAGCACUAUUUAUUGGUUUGGGGACCAUUUUAAUUAAUGCCCAAAAUGUAGAACUUUAACCAAAGACUUGUCCAUUUUAAAGCAAAAUGGGGAUCGAUGGGACUUACAAUUCCUGUUAUUUCUAGUAGAAGUCCCUGAAGAACAUAUACCAAAGUGUUUGAGAACUUUAUCCAAACCUACUUUAAAGCAUUAUGUGCAAUUAAGUUGUUAUGACAUAAUUACAUUGCAUAAUUGUUGGGUCCGUUUUUCUUGAGCUUAUAAUGUACCUGGAAAAUAAACCUCUUGGGGAAAAAAAGGUGGUACUGAUUUUUGGAGAAAGACUAUAUAUGCAAGCAAGAUCUUGUUUUAAAGAGGUAACUUGAAACUCCAAGAAAGCACUUGAUGUUUUAUAUGCUUGUAGCAAAUUGAUGUUUUAAUUGUAGUUUUAUAGAAAGUAUUAAUGCUUUUAUGUAUUUCAGAACUUUCAUAUGUUAAAUGGAAAUUGUUUUAAAUGUGUAAAUAUUUGAGUUUAUGUAAGCAUGUAUACACUGUGCUAAAAGUCACUUAUGUUUCAGUUUGUGUAUAAUAUUAAUAUGCAACUUUUGUUUUAAAGUUUUUUCUUAAAAAAAUUAGUGGCUUACAUUUUAAAAAAGAAAAAAAUCACCAGCAUGAAAUUGCACCUAAGUCUAAAUUCACUGUGUCUUUUUCUGAAUCCCAUUGUAGCCUGUCGACUAAAUUUGUGUUUUCAUGGUCUUUUUGAAGUGCUUUUUAAUACAAACCAGGAGAUUCUUUAGAAGUUUAGACACUUUGUAGUGAAGUAAUUACAUGUAACCCAAGGAAAGAUUGCUUUGAUUCGUACCCAUUCUCAUUCUUAAUGUUCAUCUAUUCAUUCAUUCAUUCAUUCACACUUAUACAUCUGCAUAUAUGUACACAUACAUACAUAUAUUUAUGAUGUGAAUAUUACUUUAGACAUUAAUAUUGCCAUCUGAUUCAGAGUCAUUUAAAGGCCGUAUUCCAUUCAAAUGUGAUUAUCUGCACAGUAAAGUCUAGUCUUGGAACCAUAAUCUUGUUUGUAAUGCAGUUGCCUUCCAAAGAGAAAGCAUUCGUUAGUAUUUUCUUUACUGAUUAAACACAGUGAAAAAAAUUUUUUAACAAGAAACAGCUUGGUUUAAAUAGAGUUAUUAAGAGCCAUAAUUAAAUUUAUAUUUCUUAGGUAAAAUUGAGCCCAGCUAAUCAUACUCCAGAAACUGAUAUGUGUUCUUAUGGUCCAUUGGAAGGGUUAUGUAAGAUUUAUAGUGGUUUGGACCAUAAAAAUUGAUACUUGAAUUCUAAGCUUCAAAGUUCAUGAACAUUUUUAUUUGGCAUUUUAAUUUGGUUGCUAUUCAUUUUCAUUCUAAGCUUCUUUUGCUCCAUGGCACUAAAUACUAAUUUGGUAGGUUUUACUGAUAUGGGUCUUAGAUCCUUUACUUUUGUAGCAAAGAAGGCUAUAAACUUGCCUUUUGGUAAAGGCAAAGAGCCUAGAGUGAGUCAGAACUCUCCUAGGAAAGAUGCAGAGCCUCUAUCCAUCUCUGGGAGUGUGUUAAAACAGGGCAGAUCACACAGAUUCCUUCAUUUACCCUGUACCCCAACACAUACAGGUUUACUUAGAUGCAAUGAGACAAACAUGCACACAAAGCGCUGACCAAAAGGUGAGAAACAUUUCCAAAGGGGACAGUAUUGCCUGGUAUGUACUUAACAAUUACGUAUCUAUGAGGCUUAGGUUUUAUUUCAUAUUUUUUGCAACAGCCAAUAUGGAACAUAGACUUUCACAAUGUGGUAUGUUUCUAAGGUUUGGGGUGGAACUUUUGUGGGAGGUGGUUGGUUGUCUGGGAUGGGACAUAGAGGGAUUGUCCUUGCAGAGUAGGGAACAACUGGAACAACUGUUUCCAUGCCCAGGAAGCUUGACUGAAUAGUUAGACUGGUUUCAACCAUUCAUUCAACAAAUAUUCAUAGAAGACCCAUGUGCUAGUCCCGGUUUUAGGUGGUGGGUAUAUGUUGGGUUAUAAGACAAAGGUAUAGGGUCUUUGGGAAUAGUGACCUUGAGUGGUGUAAAGAAAAUCACCAAGAUCAAAGAAAAGAGCAUUUGGAUGAAAAGAACAAUAAAACUAAAGAUCUCAAAGCAAGAAUGUGCUUUUAUGCUGGAAAAGAGAAGUCCAGAGCAUGGUGGAGAAUAGUGGAUGAUAAGGUUGUAGAAAUCAACAAGAGCCUGACCACUUAAGGCUAUGGGCCCAAAGGAAGAAAUCUAAAUUUGAAUCUGAUGGUAAGGGAGUGACAUGGCCUGCGUUGUAUCCCUCUAGUAGAUGGAGGACAAACUAUAGUGGGGACAAAUGAGAGCGACUGCUGCAGUCAUCUAGGUGAGAGAUGGUGAGAGCCUGGACUGGAGCGGUUCUUGUAGGGAAGAGACUCUUGUUAGGAAAAGCUGACAGGAUUUGGUGAUGGGUUAGAUGUGAAGAAGAAAUAAAUUGAUUUUGAGCAAGGAUAGUGAUGCCAUUAGCUGAGAUUUCAGAGCAACAAUGGAGGAGCAAAUUGGAGGGGAUAAAUCAAAUCUUGCCCGGGGUAUGUUGAGAUUCCUAUUAUCUCAAUGGAGACAUUGAGUAGACAGCUGGGUAUAUGAAUGUAGGGUUAAGGGGGAGAGUAAGAGGAGUCACUAUAUGGAUAAAUAUUUGGGGCAAGUGGUGGCAACAUUUAUCUUAGUUUGUGAGUUCAAGCUUCUGUAUCAUAGUUUGGGUCGUUUUUGUUUUUUUGUCCUUUUGCCAUUUCUUGGGCCACUGCUGCGGCAUAUGGAGGUUCCCAGGCUAGGGGUCCAUUGGAGCUGUAGCCACCGGCCUAAGCCACAGCCACAGCAACACGGGAUCCGAGCCAUGUCUGCAACCUACACCACAGCUCACGGCAACGCCAGAUCCUUAGCCUGCUGAGCAAGGCCAGGGAUCGAACCCGCAACCUCACGGUUCCUAGUCGGAUUUGUUAACCACUGAGCCACGACGGGAACUCUGGUUUUUUGGUUUUUUUUUUUUGUUUGUUUGUUUUUUAAGCCUUUUUUAAAUAGAGGACUUGCCUUUCAAAAAGUUUUAAAAUAUUAGAAUCAAGCCUUGCCCUCAAUUUCAAACUUUCAUCCAUGUCAAAAUUUGGUUAUCAUGCUUUCCAUGUCAAGUUGACUUGUGUGUCUUUUAGUACAGAUCUUUAUAUGAGAAAUGCAAGAUCGUUAUGGAAUAUUUAGAAAGUACUGAAGAUCAUAAAAAAUCAGGACCCACCCCGCAAAAGUCCGAAUUACCAUUUUCUCUACCAUCACCAACCCUGACUCUCCCAACUCCCAUUCUGUAAUCUUCCAGAGCUGACUGCUAUUAACGCUUAUUACGUUCCACUAUUUUUUCAUGCAUUUUAAGUUAAAGGGUGAAAAUUGAUGGAAUACAGAUAUUGAUAGAUAAUACAGCAAGAGAUGCAAAGAACUGGAGGCCUUGAGUUACUUUUAGUAUAUUCAGAUGGGCUCCAGAUUUUACUCUACCUGACUCAGUGUGGACUUGGGUGUCUUCACCUAGGUUGUUUAAAGGUUAGAAUAAAUGACACUGCUAAGGCCCAAUCACUGAUGGUUUCUUGAAAUAAAAUUUCAGUAGAAGAUGAGAACCUUGAUCUCAUGGAACUUUUAAGCUAAUGGGAACACAGACAAAUAUAUACAUGUAUAAUGAUAAGAAUAUGUGGAAACAGACUAAGCUAAAAGUAAAGCAAAAACAGGUUGCACGCUUAAUAAGGAAAAACAGAAAAGUGACCCACAGGGAGGCAGGGUGAAUUGAUAUCUUAGAUUUGUUUCAUUGCAAGAAUGUCUAAUAAAUGGACUUCGCAGAUGGUAAAGUCAGGUGUGGAAGUGCAGUGGUAAGUAGCAACUGAUGAGGGCAGAAUGAGGUGAAAUAAUCUAUUGAGUGUGGCAUAUGAAUAUGCUAGACUGAAGGCUCUGAACUUAAGCUAGGUUCUUAAGCAAGGCAGAAUUAGAAAUUACACCAGAAGCUGCAAAAUGGAUUAUAACCAGGAGAGGUUAGCAAAAGGACGCCCUUUGAAAUUUGUCUAGGUCAGAUUGAUAGCACUGGAAUUAAGCUGAGGAGCAUAUCCGAAAGAAACUGCAAAAGGAUUAACACACAAUUGUGGGUAAAGAAAAUAAGCAAUUUGCUUGCCUAGAGGGAUUGUGAGUUAAAUAUGUCAUAAUCCUACAAUUCAAGCAAGCCAAGUUAGUAUCUCCCACCAAAUAUGAAUAUCUUACUUGUUUUUAAGUAAAAUUAAAUAUGAACAGUUUAUUUUUGAAAGGCACAUUUCUAAUGCAAAAAAAAAUUGAUUAAAGAAAACUUCAUCUCUCCUAGCUAUAAUGUACAUAGAAAAAAUAGGAAAAUUAUGUAAAAUCUAAAGCAACAUCAAAAAAAUUUUAACCUGACAAAAAUGUAGAGAAAAGGUGGCAAAAUAAGAUUUAAGAGAGGGUUACUGAAUUUAAAACCCCCCAAGUUUUUCUCAUUAAUUUUUUUGGCUUUUUUUUUUUUAAAGGGGCCGCACAGAGGCACAUGGAGGAUCCCAGGCUAGGGGUCUAAUCAGACCUGUAGCUGCCGGCCUACACCACAGCCACAGCAACAUGGGAUCUGAGCUGUGUCUAACCUACACCACAGCCCAUGGCAAUGCCAGAUCCGUAACCCACUGAGCAAGGCCAGGGGUCAAACCUGCGUCCUCAUGGAUGCUAGUCAGAUUCGUUUCCACUAAGCUACGACAUGAAGUCCUGCUCGUUAAUUUCAAAGCAAAGCCUGCAGUGACUUUUUAUUUAGUAAUCAGUGUUACAUUUAGAAAUGUCUGGUAUUACUACCUGACAUUUCUUUCCUUAAGUACUUACGAAGCAACCCUUUCUAAUUAGAAACCCAAGAUUUUAAGAUAUUUUUUAAACUUAAUAUAACCCUAUCAUUAUACUAAAUGGUUUAAUAUUUUCUCGUCUGUCUUAAAAUUCAGUUAUGUAUUUAACCUUUUACUUGCCUCUAUUUUUCAGAAUUACUUUAAACUUACUCCUUUUUGUAAACAUAUUAUUUUUACACAUUGAACUGGAGUAAUUUACAGCUUUUGUCAUCUAAUUUUAUAAAUAGAUUUUGGUGGCCCUGGGUAUACUAGAGGCAGUAUUGAGUUUUAAUAACAUUACAGGAAGAGAGAAAAUUUUUGGUAUACAGUAGCAGUUACAACAACAUGAAUGAUACAAAUUUGUAAAUUGUAUUUUUUAAAUACUGCCUGUUAGCAGUUGCCAUCCAAGUAAUAGUAAUAGGACCAGUAAAUGAAAAUUAAUAUCUAAAAUUUGGCUAUGCUAAAUUUCUCAUCCUUCAAACAGGCAAUCUGAGAGGCAGUAUAGUUUAUUAGUGAUAUGAACAAAAUAAACAUGAGGGCCUAUAUUUGAUUUAUAAAUUCUCUCAGAGGCUGAGUGAUCUACCUAAAAUAAUCUUAGCAGGAAAACUGCCAGAAUAGCUUCCUGGUCCAGCAAACAAACCCUAUGUAACCUGAUGCACCAGACGGAUUAUUAUGUAAUACCUAAGAUUUACCUGAGCUGCUGUGUCUAAUCCUCUGUUUGUCUUUGAUAGCUGACUUAGAGGGGUCAAGUACUUGUCCAAGGUCACAUGGGUUGAGGCCAGAACCUAAGCUCUUACUCACUUUAAGACUUGGACCUUAAUUUGGUCAGCCAAAUUCAUAGUUCUUCUAAUGCUUUGUCUUCCCUUAUUUUCAUCUCAAGAGGACAACAGAUUUUGAGACAACAGGCCACUGGAGUUGUCUUAAUUCAUAUUUUCCAGUUAGUUAUCUAAGGAGUCCCCCACAUAUUUAUCCAACUUUACCUAGUACUGCUUUCUCCCUUGCUCACCUCUUUGCUGUCACACUGGCCUUCUUACCAUGGCUCCAACACUCCAAUAUUUUUCCCACCUCCGAGCUUUUACAUGUGUUGCUGCCUCCUGAAAUUCUCACCUUCACACUUCUCCACGUGGCAGGAUAGGUUCUUUUCAUUCCUUAUCUCUCAAGCUUAAAUGUCACCUCAGAUAGACGUGAUUAUGCGAUUUAGAGAUUUCCUCCAUAUUAUUUUCUAUCUCUGCCUUGCUUUUGUUUUCUUCAUAGACUUUAUUACAGAACAUUUGCAAAUAUUUUAAUCAUUUAGGUUUGGAUUUUGACUUUAUCUCUUGAGAAACUCAGAACAGAGACCAUAUCUGUCUUGUUGGCUGUUUUAUCCUCUGCCUAGCAGAGUACUUAAUGUAAAUAGUAUUUGUCAAACAAGUGAAUUAAUUAAUAAUCCUCUUGUAUUUAUCCACUUUACUGACAAAUAUAUCAUGAAAACCUUGUCACAUGUCCUCCUAAAAUCUAGACUGCUCCACCUAUUUCCAAAAUCUAUUGAGUUGUUUUAUCUUAUAGAAAAAGGUAAGGUUAAUCUGACAUAGAGCGUUCUUGGUGGGCCCAUGCUGGUCCACUGUCUAAAUUCUCACAGGCCCUACCUUUAGUAAUCCAUCCCAGAAUGCUGCCCAGGAUAAUGUCACGUUCAUUAGUGUGCAAUUUGUGAACAACCUUCCUCCCAUUUUUCUUUCUUUUUUUUUUUUUUGCUAUUUCUUGGGCCGCUCCUGCGGCAUAUGGAGGUUCCCAGGCUAGGGGUCCAAUCGGAGCUGUAGCCACCGGCCUACACCAGAGCCACAGCAACACAGGAUCCGAGCCGCAUCUGCAACCUACACCACAGCUCACGGCAACGCCGGAUCAUUAACCCACUGAGCAAGGGCAGGGACCGAACCAGCAACCUCAUGGUUCCUAGUCGGAUUCGUUAACCACUGCGCCACAACGAGAACUCACUCCCUCCCAUUUUUCAAAGAUAAGAAUCUCCUCUGUCUGGUUUUCCAGCAAGUUUUCCAUAUGUCCCAACACCUCUGAUGACUUGGUCUUCAGAGGCCUUAUUUGGAAACUUUUAGUUCUCUGGAAAUAAAAGUUAUCUAGGUCGAGAUAAUUGAAUAUAUUUAUAACAGCUAUGUUUCUUCUAGAAUCUCUUCACCCAUUUGGACCAUCAAGUCCUCAUUGUCAGCAUUUGUUCUGCUUUUUCAGAAAAGGUGGAAGUGUAAUAGGAAUUGGAUCUUUGAGUGUUCCCAUCAACCAUUAACAUUUUACCAUUGACUGUUUCUUUAUCCAUCACCUACUUAUCCCAUAUAUAAUUAAAACUGUGGGCAUGUGUCUA
This is a messenger RNA of Sus scrofa (pig), 11136 nucleotides long. The record is from RefSeq and is a predicted model, not a curated record. NCBI's taxonomy places the organism in Eukaryota, Metazoa, Chordata, Mammalia, Artiodactyla, Suidae.